Molecule: messenger RNA, 1701 nt
Organism: Emys orbicularis (European pond turtle)
Lineage: Eukaryota; Metazoa; Chordata; Testudines; Emydidae
Gene: MIER2
Product: MIER family member 2
Exons: 11
Coding region: 1-1701 (566 amino acids)
Biological process (GO): negative regulation of transcription by RNA polymerase II
Cellular component (GO): nucleoplasm
Molecular function (GO): histone deacetylase binding; transcription corepressor activity
Source: RefSeq, a predicted model, not a curated record
AUGGGCUCAUCUGACCACCGAUUCACCCUAGCUGAGAUCCUAUCACAGAACUAUGGUGUACGAGAAGAGAGGGAGGAGGAAGACGAUACGCAAGAGAAAGAAAAGUCUUUAGAAGAGCUGGAAAAGAGUUUCAGUGCAUCUCAGCUGGUGUUGUACUCGGUGGUUGUUCCAUUCCUGAUGAAGCUUUGUCCUCCUCUCGCUCAGAGCAGUGAAAUGCCAUUCGAGGAGCUGCUUGCACUUUACGGCUAUGAGGCAUCUGAUCCGAUCUCGGAGCAGGACAGCGAGAGCAAUGACAUCCCUCGCAACCUGCCGGACAUGACCCUGGAUAAGGAACAAAUAGCGAAGGAUUUGCUUUCAGGGGAAGAAGAGGAGGAGACGCAGUCUUCAGCCGACGACCUGACUCCGUCCGUCACGUCCCACGAUGCGUCGGACCUUUUCCCAAACCAGCCUAGCUCAAACUUCCUGGCUGAUGAAGACAAAGAGCCCUGCUCUUCUCCAUGUGCUUCCUCCUCGGCAGAGGAUUCCGAAGAGGACUCCAUCCCAUCCAACGAGUGCAAGAAGGAGAUCAUGGUUGGACCUCAGUACCAGGCUGCUGUUCCUAUCCUCCACUUCAACAGGCACAGUGAAAAAGCCUACGAGAAUGAAGAUCAGCUGCUGUGGGACCCAAACAUCCUCCCCGAGAGGGAGGUGGAAGAGUUCUUGUUCCGAGCAGUUAAGCGGAGGUGGGAGGAGGUCUCCAGUGCCAAUCUGCCAGAAGGAGAGAUGGUGAAGGACAAUGAGCAGGCUCUGUAUGAACUGGUUAAAUGUAACUUCAAUGCAGAAGAGGCACUGCGGAGAUUACGAUUCAACGUGAAGGUCAUCAGAGAUGAGCUUUGUGCCUGGAGCGAGGAAGAAUGCAGAAACUUUGAACACGGGUUUAGAGUCCACGGAAAAAACUUCCAUCUUAUACAAGCGAACAAGGUCCGCACCCGGUCGGUGGGAGAGUGCGUGGAGUACUAUUACAUGUGGAAGAAGUCGGAGCGCUAUGACUACUUCACCCAGCAGACUCGCUUCGGAAGGAAGAAGUAUGUCCUCCACCCUGGAGCCACGGAUUACGUGGAUAACGACUUGGACGGGGCCGAGGCGGAAAAUGCCACCCGCUCUCGGAACUCCCCACCGAUUCCCUCUGCCACCAGCUGCCUGGACUCUCACUUCAAUCAAGAUCACCUGGCAAUUGAGAGUGCAGAGCCUCUGAGCGUGGAGAGCGCAGCCUGCAGUUUGGGCAGCAUGAGCGAAUCGGGCCAGGGUUACGAGUGCAGCACUCCCUCAGAGACAAACUGUUCCUUUGACCCUGCAGAGGACACGUCCUCGGGCGGCAUCUCAGCCACUUGCACGCGGCAUCCAGUGAACCCCUCGGAAAUGGGGCUUUACCAGCUGCCACCGGCAGGACCGGGCCUGGCAGACAAGCAGGAGACAUUGCAGAGCUCCGGCGAGACGAUAACUAUGGACUUCACUCUCCCCGGAGACAUUAACGAGGGGUUGCCUUUAAUUUCCGGCCGUGUGGAUUUGGACAGGGACCCAGAGGCACUGGUGUCCCCUGCUCAAGUGUCCUUAUCGGUCACAGAUUUUGGCAUCAUCGGCAUUGGAGAUGUAAAUAGUUUCCUGGCUGCUCACCAGGCCUGCCCGGGGCCGGUGGCUCGGUCAGAGCCUUUGUCACAGUGA